This is a messenger RNA of Oncorhynchus gorbuscha (pink salmon), 7101 nucleotides long. RefSeq names its product D(1)-like dopamine receptor. The transcript has a single exon. Gene Ontology annotation, molecular function: G protein-coupled receptor activity; dopamine neurotransmitter receptor activity, coupled via Gs. Gene Ontology annotation, biological process: adenylate cyclase-activating adrenergic receptor signaling pathway; vasodilation; G protein-coupled dopamine receptor signaling pathway. NCBI's taxonomy places the organism in Eukaryota, Metazoa, Chordata, Actinopteri, Salmoniformes, Salmonidae. Gene Ontology annotation, cellular component: plasma membrane. The coding region runs from base 1354 to 2685 and encodes 443 amino acids. The record is from RefSeq and is a predicted model, not a curated record.
CUUUGAUGGAAUGUGGAUCUCUUCACAAUAACUUGAACAUAAGAAGAAAAAAUGACAUCUAGUGCGUUUAGGAAAGCGUGACUAACUCGUGCUAGUAUUCUUGUUGAUCUGGAGCAUGUGAGAAGAUGCACAAGUUGAAAUGAUUCUAUCGGACGGUAUUUCGACCUUGUCUGGAUGUGGUCACACAGUUUUUCGGGUGAAGAUAGAGGGAAGUUUGAAAGGACAUAUAAUGAGUAUAACACACUGCUAGCGGUACUGAGGCUGCGGGCUGCAUCUGGAGCACACGCGAGGAGAGCAGACAGAGGCGCGCGCUUCUGCUGUAGACGGAUACGCGGGAAAGAGAAUAUGUAGAGCCUGCUAUUUCGAAGUGAACCAUGGUUUACCAUUGAGCUUUCUUUGAGGAUUUAAGGACAUUUACAAAAAAACGGUUGUUUAAAAGAAGUUGACAGCUCAUCUUCUAUGGAGUCCCAUUGCAAUUUUGGAGACUCGAUGUGGGACAAAAAUGGACCGCACGAACGGACUGAGCUCCAGGAUUAUCGUUUUGUUGCUCCACAGUAAGAUGUAGCCUGUUGUGUGUUCUUGGUGCUUAUGGAAACUUAAUUGCUACAUUUUCAUAAAACAUAGGCUACAGAUGCCACGUUUCAUGCGUAAAGAUACGGACGAUGUAUUUAUGUUGUUGUUAUGAUGCGUGUGCAUUUCAGUUCAACAAUAUUGCAACUGCAUGUCUACAUUUCCAUCACCGUCCAAAGCGUCAGGCAUCUUGUCCAGUGCAUGUGCCCUGCAGUUGCUUGUCCUGGAUGGAGCGUCAAUAAGGGCACGAAUAUAAUCACACGGACACGCCUCGUCAGUCAUUAAACAAAUCAGAUAAACACAGUGUUAAUAUGAUCAAUAGACUGUAUCGACGAGCCCGUAUAUAAGGCUAAUGAUUGGCCUAGCCUCUGUUUACUGAACAUGCCGGCGAGAAUAUGUUGUGAAAUUUUCAGAUGACUGCUGACAGGUCAUUGAAAUAGACAUAUGAUAAAGCAGAGUAAAAGUUUAGAUUCGUAGGUACAUCAUAUUAAACUCUUCAAUAACAGAUGGAAUAUCCAUAGUUGAAAACUGCUGCUCUGACAGUAGAAUGUCUUUGAGAAUUCAUGAACAGGGUGCAUUUUUUGGCUCAUUUAUAAAGAGUGCUUUUUGAAAUAUUUAUAGACACUAUUCUGCAGGAUGAUUGCUGUGAUGAGCAUGGUGAACCAGCCUCCAGACUUGAUGGCCCCCAGGCAAGAGGCCAAGGGAUCAUUUUCCUUCUAAUUGGCCUGAGUUCAGGUGAUUGGAAUUAUGGGGUGAUUUCUAUCUCUACAAGCUGACAGAAACAUGGAUUUGAACUUCUCCACGGUCCGCGAUAGCGAUAAUUUGCUGGAGAGAGACUCAUCCAAGCGCGUUCUGACAGGCUGCUUUCUCUUUGCGCUCAUCCUGACCACACUGCUGGGGAACACACUGGUAUGUGUUGCAGUCACCAAGUUCCGCCACCUGCGCUCAAAGGUCACCAACUUCUUUGUGAUCUCUUUGGCCAUUUCAGACCUGCUGGUGGCCAUCUUGGUGAUGCCAUGGAAGGCAGCAACGGAGAUCGUGGGCUUCUGGCCAUUCGGUGCCUUCUGUAAUGUCUGGGUGGCGUUCGACAUCAUGUGCUCAACAGCGUCCAUUUUGAACUUAUGUGUCAUCAGUGUGGACAGAUACUGGGCGAUCUCAAGCCCAUUCCGCUACGAGAGGAAGAUGACACCCAAGGUGGCGUUUAUUAUGAUCAGUGUGGCAUGGACGCUGUCUGUGCUCAUCUCUUUCAUCCCUGUGCAGUUGAACUGGCACAAGGCUGCGGCGUUGGAGCUCAAUGGCACAUACGGUGAGCUGCCGCCGGACAACUGCGACUCCAGCCUUAACAGGACCUAUGCCAUCUCCUCCUCCCUCAUCAGCUUCUACAUCCCUGUGGCAAUCAUGAUCGUGACUUACACCCGGAUUUACAGAAUUGCCCAGAUACAAAUCAGGAGGAUCUCAGCCCUGGAGAGGGCUGCGGAGAGUGCCAAGAACCGCCACAGCAGUAUGGGGAACAGCUCCAACAUGGAGACGGAGAGCUCCUUCAAGAUGUCUUUCAAAAGAGAAACCAAAGUCCUAAAGACCCUCUCUGUCAUAAUGGGGGUGUUUGUGUGCUGCUGGCUGCCCUUCUUCAUCCUCAACUGCAUGGUACCCUUCUGUGAGCCCAACGGCCCCUCUGAUUUCCUCUGCAUCAGCCCCGGCACCUUCGACGUGUUUGUCUGGUUCGGCUGGGCCAACUCCUCACUCAACCCCAUCAUAUAUGCCUUCAACGCGGACUUCCGCAAAGCGUUCUCCAUCCUGCUGGGCUGCCACAGACUCUGCCCGGGCAGCAAUGCCAUAGAGAUAGUGAGCAUCAACAACAACGGAUCCCAGCCGCCUGCGUCCCAGUAUCAGCCCAAAGGGCACAUUCCCAAGGAAAGCAACAAUGCCACCUAUGUGAUUCCCCACAGCAUCCUGUGUCAGGAGGAGGAGCUGCAGAAGAAGGAUGGGGUUGGGAUUAAGACCUUGGAGAAACUGUCCCCGUCCCUUUCUGGGAACUUGGGCAGCGAUGCCGAUGUGUCACUGGAAAAGAUUAAUCCUAUAACUCAGAACGGCCAACACAAAACUAUGACAUGUUGACGGGUGUAUGUAUUGGUAUACAAACAUGAGAAGGAACCCAGAGGGAGUGUGGUAUAUACAAACUGAGCUUCACUGCGAACCUUAAAACUCAAAUCACUAUGGAAAUCUACAGAAUGUUUCAAAUGAAGGCACUUUAUCCUGGAUAACUAUCUGCAAAACACCUUCAGCAUUUAUUAUUAAAGUAUAGACAGAUUUGUUGAUAAAUGUUCCAUAACUUGAAUAAAGUAAAAUGAAAUACACACGUGUAUACAUGUGUUGUAUUUACAAAUAUGUAUACAUUUGCAUGUGUACACAGUAGUGACAAAUAUCCUGGAAGCUGUUAUAACAUGGAGAAAGAAGUAGAAAUAUUAGCAAAAUGUCUCGUAGGUAAGUGCUUUACAUUUAUAUGUACAGCGUGUUUCAUAUUCUUACAAAGAUAACUAUAAAGAUAAUUGGUUUUUAUUAUUUUUUUCGAUGUCAACAACAGUGUAUAAUUAUUUAAAAUUUUAUUUAUAAUAAUCAUCAUAAUUUAUUAGAGAGUUGAAUACACUUCUGGUUAAUGAUAACUGACUAAAAUAAUAUGGAGAGAGACCAUAGGAUGGUGAAAAUGGUUCCAAACAACCCUCAUCAAUUCUUGCAUUUGUGUUGUUGUGAAAUUGAAGUGGUAAGCCUCAGCAUGGUAGGGUUGUGGUAAGGUAUGGUGUAUACACAUGUAUGCAUUUGAUAGUUAGAACACGUUGUCAGUUACGGACGCUUUAAAUACCUUUCAUUUUCACAGAGAUACAACAUCUUAUGCCAAGUAUGUCAUAUUUCUAUAUAUUUUAGUUGCAUUCCCCUUUUGUAGUACAUUAUUUUCCCAAUUGGGAAAUGCAAAAGUGUUGAUGGAGCUCACUCUGAUUGUCACACUGGAUUUCAAAGAAUCUUCUGUCAAAACUGAUUUUAAAGAACCAACUGUCAAACCUGAUUUUAUAGAACAAACGGUCAAAUCUGAUUUUAAAGAACAAAUUGACAAACCUGAUUUAAUAGAACAAACUGUCAAAUCUGAUUUUAAAGAACAAACUGUCAAACCUGAUUUUAAAGAACAAACUGUCAAACCUGAUUGUAAAGAACAAAUUGACAAACCUUAUUUUAUAGAACAAACAGUCAAAUCUGAUUUUAAAGAACAAAUUGACAAACCUGAUUUAAUAGAACAAACUGUCAAAUCUGAUUUUAAAGAACAAACUGUCAAACCUGAUUUUAAAGAACAAACUGUCAAACCUGAUUUUAAAGAACAAACUGUCAAACCUGAUUGUAAAGAACAAAUUGACAAACCUUAUUUUAUAGAACUGUCAAAUCUGAUUUUAAAGAACAAAUUGACAAACCUGAUUGUAAAGAACAAAUUGACAAACCUGAUUUAAUAGAACAAACUGUCAAAUCUGAUUUUAAAGAACAAACUGUCAAAUCUGAUUUUAAAGAACAAACUGUCAAACCUGAUUGUAAAGAACAAAUUGACAAAUCUGAUUUAAUAGAACAAACUGUCAAAUCUGAUUUUAAAGAAAAAACUGUCAAAUCUGAUUUUAAAGAACCAACACCAUGUGUCUAACAGUCCCGUGUGAAACAGGGCCUACUUUCUAAGCCCUCCUAGCACACAUCAUCGCAUCAGCAAGUCAAGUCAAGUCUACGAGUGUAGCUGUAGCAUAGGCAUCACCGUGGACACAGUUCUCUCCCAACUUCAUCCCCAUUACUCUCUCCCAAUAGACACGUCUUCCCCUAAAAAGUGGUACCUCUUCACACUCUUAGGGCAUCAGUGAUUCUUUUGGCAAGUCGGGGCCCAUCAGACAUUUCUUCAAGUGUUUUACAAUUGGCAUCCUAUUCCCUAAAGGCUCUGGUCAAAAGUAGUGCACUAUAUUAGGAUGCAACCUUCUACUGUCCUAAUGCAGAGAGCUGAUUCUGAUUCCAUUAAUGGUCAGUUUGCAUGGAAACAAUCAGCUUAGUGAGCAGCAGUAAAUGCCGUCAAUGCAUAAUUGAAAAAUGUAAUUAUUGCACCUUAUGCAAGUCAACAGUCACACAGCCAGAACACAAAUGACCUUUGGUAAACCGCUGAAAACUGAUAUUGUGAAUUGUUUAAGCUGGAGCUAUGAUGUUUAAGGGAACAGUGGGACUGUUGUUGUGCUCAUAGCAGCCAAAUUGUUAAACACCCACUGUAUGCUUUGGUCCUGUCACUCUUCUGAUCAAUUAUCUCAUUUGUAGCUGUAACUGUUGAGAUGUUUUCUCUGCAGUAUUGAAUUUGACCGAUGGCAAACUAUAUGCUGUUGGUGAAAAUGAGGAGCAGUUCUAUAGAGCUAGUGUGGUUAAAGCUUUCAAUUAGUACCUGUAUGGCUUUUCAUUUCAGGAAGCAUUUCAGGAGGCAUUGCAUGACUCUACAUUGGAAUUAGGACAAUUCGAUUUUGCGGUGUGCAUUGGGUGAAGGACAUAUUUUAACACUCUUUACAAUUCCCAAUUUAUCAUAGCUCCAUGAUGGAAAGUCUACGGCACAUGGUUUUGAUGUCAAAAUGAACUAGAGUUAAUGCAUUGUGGCUCAGUUGUUUCCAGGCCUCAACCUUGUUCUUGUAUCGACAGGUGUAAAAGCAUGGAGUUGUCAUACAUCAAUGGUAAUUUAAUGGUAUUAGUCUUAAAUUGGUUCUGGGAAAUCAAAUUUGGUAUAAAUGCAACAGGGAGAACAUUUUUGAAUCAGCAUGUUACUUAUGAGCUACAAAAAGAGGUUGAGAAGCCACCUAGCUCCACCCCUUCCUGUAAUCCAAUUGAGUUUUUAUGACCUCAUUUUAUUUGCCUGGCCCUGGAUUCUUAAGAGUGUAUGUCCAUCAAGUCUAGCCUUCUAUGACAAGUGCCAAAAUAUGAACUCUCUGAUAAGACCUCUGUCUCUGUCAUUUUGUAGAUGAAGGUGGAACGCGCCCACUGCUCAGCUCUACUCCAAUUGUCAAGGGGUGCUAGAAGCCAUCAAUUCCAUAAUAAACACAUUUUUUCUUAAAGUGCUGACUUGAUAUAGUAGCAUCUGAUUUUAAAAAGGUUUUUCCAAAGGCAUUAUGUCUUUGACGAAGGCAAAACAGCAGCAUCUAUGUGAAGUGAACGUUGGCCUUUUUCCAUUUUCUACCAUAUCAGUUGUCCUAUUCCCAAAUAUUGACCAGUCUCUCUAUGAUUAACUAUAUCCUUUGCUUAUAAUUUAUUUUCUAAUUAUUUACAAACAUGAGUCUGCUCAAAUCUACGAUAAAAAAUGAACUCUGAGCAGCUAUGGGGAACAUUCUAGAAGACUGUCUUUGUUUGCUCAGUGCUCCUCCUGUCAGGCCCCGUCUAAUCAGUGGAGAAAGCUGUUACUCAGAGGGAUUUAGUUCAUUAGUAAACAAUCCUUCCCUGCUGUUCCCCUCUGUGGUUCUAUCACAACACGCACACCUGGGCAUACAACUAGGUAAUUGGGCCUGCAUAAAGAUGCCCUAUAUAAACAAUUGUCUAUUCAUAUUUUGUUUCCAAUGAUUUUGCUGAAUGUGAAGCUCAUGCUGUGAGAUGACAAUGUUUUGUAAAGUUUUAUGAGUUUCAUUUUCUUAGCCAUAUGAACAAUUAUGACACUGGCAUGGCACUUUGAAGUAUCUGAGGGUUGUCCAGAGUUUUUGGUUUUAUACAUUUAUACAGAUUAAUAUUCAUUUUGGUUUCAGAUGGUUUAACUAUCUUGCUUGUUGCUAUAUCUGUAUAAUUCCUGAGAUAGAUUUAAGCCGCCAAAUUUACCAGUCAUGUUUAACUCUGCUCACCACAGUUUGCUGGCACUUUAUGAAUUGGGCAUUACAUUGCAAAAUUUAAAAAGCACAAUGCCUUGUUUGCUCAAAUGUCUUUCCUAGGGGUGCCCCACAGGUUAUGAGAAACAAGUGUAUCGUUCUGUCUAGAUGUUUGUUGUGACAUCACAUGUAACAAUGCUUUUGUUAACCUAGCUGACAGCAAAGCAUUCCUCUGCAUCAAAUGACAAAUAGGGAUAUAUAACUGUCUCCUUGUAUGACAUUAAACAACAUCCUUUUUGGAUGGGUCCAACUGCAAGUGUAUUGUUCUCCAGCUCAUUUUGUUAAGAUUAUUUAUUUAUGAUGGCACCCCUACCUCGACAUUCAACAGCAAACCUUCAUGUAAACAUAAAAUGAAAAACAGUAUUGUAUAAUGUUCUAAUCUAGAUGUGAACACAAGUGCUUUUUUUAAAAAAAUCUUAGAAUCCUUAAAUGUGAGUAGAAAACUGUUUGUGCUGUUUUUCAGUGUGGAUUUAUUGAAAAGUCAAGGCACUCGCCAGUCAGAUGAAAUAAUGUUCUGCAGUUGUCAAGAAGGUGUUGAAGAAAAGCAAUCCUCAAAUGUAUUACAGUACCUAGUUUACAGUUUGUACAAUAUGUGCCCUUACUACAUGUAGAAUAAACGUGUAUGUUCAUUUUU